AUGGUCCCGGCUCGGAACCGGCAGCCGCUCCUCCGCGACGCGCAUGCCACGCCCUGCGCCGCCGCCGCCGCGGCAGGCCUCCGCGUGACGCCGAUGGCUUCGAGCCACAUGGCACAGGAGCCCAUCGAUAAGCACCACAGCGAGCCGAUCAAGCCGCCGCCGCCGCCUCCGCUGCCGCAGGAAAGGCAUCAGCAGGCGGACCAAGACACGCGCCGCCACGCCCACGCGGAGCAGCAGCAUCUCACGCUGCGGCCGCUCCAACCCGCCGGCAGCAGCCACCAGGAGGCCGCGGGCACCAGCGGGAGCAGCGGCAACGGCGGGGCCGGGGACUGGCUCCGGCUCGGCCUAGCCCCGGCGUCCCCCGGCGCCGGAACGCCGCGCGGCGUCGUCUUCGCAGCACACCGCGCGGCGGAGCAGCCGCCGCCGCUGUCGUCGCAACCGCAACCGCGGACGACGACGACGACGGAGGCGCUACCGCCGUGGAUGGGCGUGCCACCGGGGCCGCUCCUGCACCAGGCCGCGCCCGGCAUUCCGCAGGCGUCGAUACCCCUGCCCGUGCCGCGCGCCGGGCCGCCCUGGCUGCCGCCGUGGAGCCCCUCCGCGUUGGCGCCACCGCCGCCGUCGCUGAUCCCCUUCGGGUUCGGGCACCGCGCGUUCUACACGCCCGGCGCCGGAGCCGGCGGCGCCUCCGGCCUCGACACGAUCAGGGUCGUCCUGCCGCCGUCGGCCGCCGCCGGCGUCUGGUUCGCACUCCAGGCCGCGCCGCACCAAGGGAGGGAGCCAUUCUUGCCUCAGAUUCCGAGAAGCUACCUACGGAUCAAGGACGGGAGGGUGACAGUCCGGCUGCUGAUCAAGUACCUGGCCGGCAAGCUUGGAUUGGAAGACGAAUCAGAGGUGGAGAUCACGUGCCGAGGGCGACAGCUCCCCGCGUUCCUGACCCUGCAGCAUGUCCGGGACGGCAUCUGGUGCCAGGGCGACGCUGCCGCCUCGCCGUCGGUGGUGCCGGACAUGUCAGCAGCUAACCACCUCAUGGUUUUGCAGUACGGCAGAAGACCCUAG
Miscanthus lutarioriparius is the source of this 1059-nucleotide messenger RNA. NCBI's taxonomy places the organism in Eukaryota, Viridiplantae, Streptophyta, Magnoliopsida, Poales, Poaceae. The record is from the annotation of a GenBank genome assembly.